Messenger RNA from Cyanistes caeruleus (blue tit), 1352 nucleotides. NCBI's taxonomy places the organism in Eukaryota, Metazoa, Chordata, Aves, Passeriformes, Paridae. The record is from RefSeq and is a predicted model, not a curated record.
GAGCUGGGGGGACUUCAGGGACACUCGUGCGCUGGUGGCGUCCGGCAGCCCGACAGAUGUCAGAGCCCUGUCCCCACGGAGGGCACUGACCACCCCUCUCCCACAGAGUGGGUCUCUGCGGCGGAGCGUCCCGGCAGCAGCCUGCUGACCCGGCAGCUGCAGGAGCUGUGGCGGAGGUCGCGGGGCAGCGUGGUACCGCAGCGGCUGCUCUUCGAGGUCACCAGCGCCAGCGUGGUCAGCGAGCGCUCUUCCAAGUACGUGCUCUACACCAUCUACCUGAUCCGCUCUGGCCAGUUUGACAAGGCCCCUGCCACCAUCGCCCGGCGCUACUCAGACUUCGAGCAGCUGAACCGCCGCCUGCGCUGCCGCUUCAGCUGCGACAUGGCCGGCGUUGCCUUCCCUAGGAAGAGACUGCGCCGGAACUUCACUGCUGAGACCAUUGCCAAGCGGAGCCGAGCCUUCGAACAGUUCUUGUCCCAUCUGCACUCCAUCGACGAGAUCCGCCGCUCUCCUGAGUUCCUCGAGUUCUUCUUCCUACCGGACCUGCAGGCCGCACAGCGCCUGACCUGCACCGGCAUGUACCGCGAGGCCCUGGCCACCUGGGCCAAUGCCUACCGGCUGCAGGACCGGCUGGGGGUCUGCAGCUCCGGCCGCUUCCUGCUGACACUGGCUGGACUGGCCGUCUGCCACCAGGAGCUGGACCAGCUCAGUGAGGCCCACGGCUACUGUGAGCAGGCGCUGCAGCUGCUGGAGGCCCAGGGCAGCCACCCACUCCUGGGACCCUUCCUGCAGGCCCACGUCCACCUGGCCUGGAAGGUGGGCAAGGACAAGCGGCGCUCGGAGGCCCGGCUGCAGGACCUGCGGGAAGCUGGGUUGCCCCUGCAGCAGCAACCUUCCCUGAAGGAAUGCCUGAUCAAGGAGCCUCUGGAAUAAGCCACCUGUGCCCAUAUGGGUGAGAGGGCAAGGGCUGUGGGGGGCUCAUGCCUGUGGCAGCUGGGAACAGUAAGGGCAAUGCUGUGGGUGGCAAUGGGGCAGAGGAGCAGCACUGCAGUCCCACGGGCAGCACAGCCCAUGCCUGGAGCUGCCUCCUGAAUGCACUUUCUCUGUGGUUAGUCUGUCUUGCUGGGCUGGGGACUCAGGGGGGUCCACCACCCACAUGGGUGCUGCCAGAAGCUGCUCCCCCUCUCCUGGGGAUCCCGGAGUGGCUGAGACUUUAGCUGGGACGUACUGGCACCUUGCAAGGGAACGGGAAAGCUUCUGGCAGGGUCCAGGGCUCUUGCCGGGAACUUCCCAUGAAACUUACACAAUAGAAAGGACUUUAUUAAAUAAAGUCUUGGCAGGAAGAAGAGCAA